Molecule: messenger RNA, 2043 nt
Organism: Coregonus clupeaformis (lake whitefish)
Lineage: Eukaryota; Metazoa; Chordata; Actinopteri; Salmoniformes; Salmonidae
Product: zinc finger protein RFP-like
Exons: 2
Coding region: 200-1858 (552 amino acids)
Molecular function (GO): protein binding; zinc ion binding
Source: RefSeq, a predicted model, not a curated record
ACUUUGCUAAAGUGAAACUAAACUGGAAACUUGAAUGUUAAAUAGGAUUGAUCUAUUACACAUUAUAGAAUCUAUAAAUAGGAUUGAUCUAUUACACAUUAUAGAAUCUAUCCACACAGCUACAACUUCUGUAGUCUCCAGUCACUGGAACAUUUUCCUGAUCGUAAGAAGAGAACAAACAGUCAACACACAUUGAGCAAUGGCUUCCUCCAGUAUUCUCCUGUCUGAAGAGCAGUUCCAGUGCUCUAUCUGUCUGGAUGUGUUCACGGAGCCAGUCUCCAUCCCAUGUGGACACAACUACUGCAAGGCCUGUAUCAGAGGAUACUGGGACAGCACUGACCUGUGCCAGUGUCCAAUGUGUAAGGAUACAUUUGACAGAAGACCUGAGCUUCGUGUCAACACUUUCAUUUCUGAAAUGGCUGCUCAGCUCAAGAAGUUGGCUCCAGUUGAAGCCACACCCAUCACCCCAAGACAAACCCAAACCACAACCCUCGUCAAAUCUGGAGAAGUGCCAUGUGAUGUCUGCACUGAUACUAAGCUCAUGGCCCUGAAGUCCUGCCUGGUGUGUCUGGCCUCUUAUUGUGAGACUCACCUGGAGCCUCAUCAGAUACUGGCGUCUUUCAAGAAACACAAGCUGAUCGACCCUGUGGAGAACCUGGAAGACCGGGUGUGUAAGAAGCAUGAAAGACCCAUGGAGCUGUUCUGUAAGAGUGAUCAGAUGUGUGUGUGUCAGUUCUGCACUGAGGGAGACCACAAGUCUCACAAGACUGUCCCCAUAGAGGAAGAGUAUGGAGAGAGGAAGGCUCAGAUGAGGAAGACUAAGGGUAAAGUUCAGAAGAUGAUCCAGGAGAAACUGCUGAAGGUUAAGGAGAUCAAACAGGCAGUAGAGCUCAGCAAGAUAGAUGCAAAGAGAGAGAUAGCAGACAGCGUGCAGAUCUUUACUGCUCUAGUGCGCUCCAUUGAGAGAAGCCAGGCUGAGCUCAUUGAGGUGGUUGAGGAGAAGCAGAAAGCAGCAGAGAAGCGGGCUGAAGGGCUUAUUGAAGAGGUGGAGCAGGAAAUCACUGAGCUAAAGAGGAGAAGCACUGAGCUGGAGCAGCUCUCAGAUAUUGACGACCAGUUAAUCUUUCUCCAGAGGUCCCCAUCCGUCUGUACUACCCUUCCACCUACCAAGAACUGGUCUGAGAUCAGUGUUCACAGCAGUGUGGGUGUGGGGACUCUGAGAAGAGUUAUGUCUCAGCUGGAGGAGACACUCGGUAAAGAGAUUGAAAAUGUGUGUGUUGCUGAUCUGAAGAGGAUACAGCAGUGUGCAGUGGAUGUGACUCUGGACCCUGAUACAGUACAUCCAGUCCUCAUCUUGGCUGAGGACGGGAAACAAGUGAGAAAUGGAUACAUAAUGCAGAAUCUCCCUGCCAACCGAAAGAGAUUUGUUGAAAAUCCCCGUGUUUUAGGGAAGGAGGGGUUCUCUUCAGGGAGAUUCUACUAUGAGGUGCAGGUGAAGGGGAAGUCUAGAUGGAUUUUAGGAGUGGCUAGUGAGUCCAUCAACAGGAAGGUUUGUGAUGUAUCACCGAGUCCUGUAGAUGGAUACUGGACUGUGGGGCAGUGGAAUAUAAAUGAAUACAAGGCUUACGCUGGGCCUUGGGUGAACCUCUCCCUGAGAGAGAAGCCCCAGAAGGUGGGGGUGUUUGUGGAUUAUGAGGAGGGUGAGGUCUCCUUUUAUGAUGUGGAGGCCAGGUCUCAUAUCUACUCUUUCACUGGCUACACCUUCACUGACAGACUCUACCCAUUAUUCUCAACAGGCAUGAAUACUCAUGGUGAUAACUCAGCUCCACUUAUCAUCUCUACCAUCAAGUCUGACUGAGUGAACAGGGAACUCAGUCACAGGGAAUCACAGCAAUAUGCCUUAUUCAAUGUGUUGAUAUUUCUUCCUGCGAUAGAUAAUUUUUGUUUUAGUACUUAUCAGUUGAUCAGAUUUUAGAAUGAAGAAUGCUUUUCUUAUGUCCUAGUACUGUAUUACAAUGUACAUUAAAAAAGUAUUGCCUGUGA